Molecule: messenger RNA, 6778 nt
Organism: Falco peregrinus (peregrine falcon)
Lineage: Eukaryota; Metazoa; Chordata; Aves; Falconiformes; Falconidae
Gene: FRMD7
Product: FERM domain containing 7
Exons: 12
Coding region: 2452-4515 (687 amino acids)
Cellular component (GO): cytoskeleton
Molecular function (GO): guanyl-nucleotide exchange factor activity; cytoskeletal protein binding
Source: RefSeq, a predicted model, not a curated record
UCUGCCGCGCCUGCCGCACGCUCAGCCACAUGCUCGAGGAUGCUGCACCUGAAAGUCCAGUUUCUGGAUGACUCCCAGAAGAUCUUUGUAGUUGAUGUAAGUGGGUAUCAUAUUCUUAUUGGGGGAUUUUUUGUGCUAAUUAUUGAAGCCAAUGCUACUCUGAAGGAUUGUAUGGGCUCUGAUAGCUUCUGCGUUUUAGCUUUUUAAAAAAAAAAACCAAACAAACAACAACAAACAACAAAAAAAGGAAAAUAAGCCUGAAAUCCAAACCAAGAGGUUAUAGUGCUGAUUGCUAAGUGUCUUUCAGCACCAACACACUCCCACUCUUCCUUGUUAUUGGCAUUGUUUAUAACGAAGGAGGAAUGGCUUUUACUUAUCUGGUAUUGCCUUUUGGAAGUCAGCUAAUAUGAAGUGAUGUUCUUGACAAGUGUCGAGUUCUUCUCUCAUUUGUCUGUGUGCCAGUAUAAGUGUUCAACAAGGAAGAAAAAUCUGGGAACAGAAUAAAAAUAGCAUAUUUAACCAAAUUACUCCAGGUGAGAAACAUCUGCAUGUGUCUCUUCCUGGGCAUUCAGCUGAAAAAGAAAACUCUGUGGGUUUAGGAAUAGUGAGGGGAAAAAGCUCACGGUAUCUUAUUUUCUGCAUGACAGUGUCCCACAACAUGCUGUUAUUAAUAAUUCACAUUUAAUAAAUGUUAGCUCUGAAAUAAGUUUUAGAUGUUAAGUAUUAAUAUCUAUGGUGUUAGCUUUAUAUAUGUAUGUAGAUAACUGAAACUAGAUUUAUCUUGACUAUGUGUUAAAAACAUCUUUUUACAAGUGUGAUUGAACAUUUACUGUUGGUUAGCAUUUGGUAAUCACAGUAGCUAAUUGAAUUAGCUAAUUCAAGUAGAUCAGUUCUAGCACUUACCUGCAUUUUGUGUUUAAUAUAAAAGAGCUUUUUUUCCAGUUCUAUUACAUUUCCUAGACUCCUGGUUUUAUAGCACAGCCUGAGAAUUGCUCAGUCUUGAUGCACGGCUCCUAUUCUUUGCAAUAGCAUUUUGCACAAAAGAGGAUUGUAAAGCAAUGCCAUCCCUUGGCACAGUAUGGAAGUUUUUUAGUUUAGUUUAAUUAACGUAUCCUAGAGCUGGUAUCCACUUAAAAAUGAGACUAGUUGUUUUAAAGUGCCUUUUUUUAUUUAUUUCAUAUUGAUUAGAUCAGGGCGUAAUGAGAGACGAUUUCAAAGCUGCUGCUGGUACAAUGUUGCUGCGGUUUUUUCCAUCUCUGCUUUCUCAUUUGCCCAAAACACUUAGGGCGCUAUAGCUCUGCACGACACGUUGCAGCACAUAGCUUCCAUUAGAGGAACUCCUGGUCAUUUCCUUUUUUCGCUUGGAAUGGUAUUGGAAAGCCCUUUUAGGCAUUUGAUGCAUUUGAUGCUGUAUGGGUAUGCUAAAUGAAUAGUUGAAUUAGUGACUUCUCCAUUAUAAAAGGACCGCUUUGGGCUAAGUUUUGAGCAGAUAUUUCAAGCCACUCUCCCUAAACCCCUCCUGACUUUGGAAAGCUCUUUUGAAUGUGUCGUACUUGAGUAUAAUGGGAGGGAAAAUGACAAAAGAGAGAACACAGCAGGCCUGGCUCUCCCUCCGCCUCACGCUUGGCGUAUGCGUCUGUACCUGCCUCAUGUGGGUAUUGCAGCCGCCGGCACGUGCCAUGAGGUCUCAUUGCCAGUCCGGCUUUGCCCAGGAAUGAGCUCCUCUCCCAGUGCAGGGUGCUGGCCUGGAAAGCCUUUUGCCUUCAUCUGCAUCCUCGCCGACAGCCGGGACCCGGCACCCUCUCUGUGGCUGCUGAGCUCCCGGGAUUUCCUCCGUCUGGGUGCUGGAGGCAGUUCCCAGGAUGGCAGCCGGCAAGCCAGGUCUGAGCUCCCAGCUCAGGGGGUGGUGGGGGCCUGGCACAUCUCCGAAUGUCCCCUGUUGUGCCCUCCCUGCUGAACACCCCAGGGCUGAGCCAUGGCACAGACGGGAUCUUGCCGGGAUGCUGCCCACCCUGGCAGUGAGCCCUGUGCCUUGCACUGGGAGGGCACCGGGGUCCCUUGCCCGGGUGCCUGGGUACAGGGACAGUCACAGGUCACUCUCUAAUGGGUUUCUUGCGCUGAGAGGAGAUAUUGCAAAGCUGCCUCCCUUCUUCCUUCCCUGAAUACCUAGAGCUGUGACCUGGCAUGUGCUGUCACCAACAGAGUCGCUCUCCUCUCUGGAAAGGGUUUAAGCAAAGCAGCCUGAGCCUGGGCAGCUCCAGAGCCUCCCAGAGCAGCACCGAAAGGACAAAGCACUUUGCAGCCUGCGCAGACAAAGCCAGGGCAUCUCUGCUCCUGGAAUUUGCUACAGGGCAAGAUUCAGCGGGAAGGAAAAAAAAAUAGAAGAAAAAGACAAGCCAAGCAAGUACAGAAAAUCUAAUUGCUGGGGCUGAAUGAAGGACAAAGUCUCCCAUGGUCUCAUCUCCCUUAGGACGAGUUAAGCAAAAAUCCUGCGGAAAAGGGCUGUUCAACCUCACCUGCAGCCACCUCAACCUUGUGGAGAAGGAGUAUUUUGGGCUGGAGUUCCGCAGCCAGGCUGGGAACCACGUCUGGUUGGAACCGCUAAAACCCAUAACAAAGCAAGUUAAAAAUCCUAAGGAGGUUCUUUUCAAAUUUAUGGUGAAAUUUUUCCCAGUGGACCCCGGCCAUCUGAGAGAAGAGCUGACCAGGUACCUCUUCACCCUCCAGAUCAAGAAGGACCUGGCGCUGGGGCGGCUGCCUUGCAGCGACAAGAGCGCGGCGCUGCUUGUCUCCCACCUGCUGCAGUCCGAGCUGGGGGACUUCCAUGAGGAGACAGACCAGCAGCACCUGGCAACCCACAGGUACCUGCCCAACCAAGAGUACCUGGACAACAAGAUCAUGCACUACCACCGGAGACACAGAGGGAAGACACCGGCCGAGUCAGACAUUCAGCUGCUGGACGUGGCCAGGAAGCUGGAGAUGUACGGGAUUCGCCCGCACCCCGCCAGCGAUGGCGAGGGGACACAGAUCAACCUGGCUGUGACACACAUGGGCGUGCUGGUCCUGCGGGGCAAUACAAAGAUCAACACGUUCAACUGGUCCAAAAUUCGCAAACUGAGUUUCAAGAGGAAGCAUUUUCUCAUCAAGCUCCACGCCAACGUCUCUGAGCUGUGCAAGGACACGCUGGAGUUCACCAUGGUGAGCCGGGACACCUGCAAGGCUUUCUGGAAGACAUGCGUGGAGUACCAUGCCUUCUUCAGGCUGUCUGAAGAGCCCAAGUCAAAGCCCAAAGCCCUUCUGUGCAGCAAGGGCUCCAGUUUCCGCUACAGCGGGAGGACGCAGCGGCAGCUGCUGGAGCAUGGGAGGAAGGCAAAGAUGAAGAGCCUGCCCUUCGAGAGGAAGCACUACACAUCCCGCUACGACGAGAGGCAGUGCCGCUCCUCCCCAGACCUUCUGACGGACGUCUCGAAGCAGGUGGAGGAGCUGCGCCUGGCCUACGGCGGCCGGGGGUCCUACCACGCCAACGGGGUGCACGCCUCCGAGCCCACGCUGGACAGCCGGCGCCGGAGCUCCACCGUGGAAGUGACGUUUGCCACCGAGCUGGAGCGCUCCAAGCCCGAAGCAUCGCCCGCCUUCCUGCCCCACUCCAAAAGCUCGUCCGCCUUCCCCCUGCUCUACGCCGAGCUGGAGCUGGAGCGGGCGUGGGAGCCCACCGACCACUUCGGCGCCAGAAACCCUUUGACAUCCUUUCGGCCCCACCACCAGUUUGCCGGGAACAGUAAAAGCACCUCGGUGGGCAACAUGCAGGAGGUGACUGCCCGGCCGCUGGUGUACACAGACGUGCCGUGUCCCCCGCCCGCGGCUGCUCUGCCCCCACAGGUCCUCUUCUACCUGGACAGGCCCCCACAGCCCCCGUGCCAUGCACUGGCACCUGGCGAAGACGCGGCAGGACCAGUGGGUGGAUGUGGCCCUGUGGCAGCAAAGCCCCCCAGGCAGAGCCCGAGCGGCACCUGGACCGGGGAGUUUCAUCGCGCGGCUGCGUGCACGGCAGCAGGCACGAGCAUGGCCCCAGUGCAGGAGAGCAGGUCGCUGGCUCGCUCCUUUGAUUACGGCCUUCAGGAGCAGCCUCCCAAGCGGUCUUGGAGCCAGUCGGACAUGAAAACCAUCCGCUUCCCCUACGGCUCCGAGUUCCGGCCCCUGGGGCCGUGCCCUGCCCUGAGCAGCCGGAAAGCAGGCGUGUUUUGGCACGUGCCGGCCCAGCAAGGGCUGGUGCCGGGGCUGCGGCGUUCCACCGAGCGCUACCUGGGCAGCAGCACCGAGUCCAGCGACUCCGACUCCGACCUCCUGGCCGCUGACUACUGCUCCCUCUACGGCCGGGUGCUGCGGUCACCCAUGGCCCGGGUGCGGCUGUCCUCUGGCAGCCUCCAGCUGGAUGAAGAGGACGAGGAGGCGUCCUUCGCCACCAGUGCUGCUGAAGAGAGGACUUGCAGAGGGGCCUCCAGGUAUUUCACCUAGGUGCCUGACACCAGCCGGAGGGAGCAGAGGUGGCCAGGGUGACAACCUUGCUUGCAGGGCUGCUUACCGCUUGGAAAACAUGGAUGGGUUUUUUAGUGCCAGGGCUCUUAGCUACAGAGGAUGUGCUAAUGGACAACAAGGGAGCAUUCAGAAGUCGUACUCGACUCCUGCACCAUGCUUGGAAGCCGGUGCAUCUCCGCCACCACACACAAGGGGCCAGGGUUCUCCUAGAGCCCUGCAAGGACCUCAUGUCCUGCCCAAGCUGGUGGCUGCUGGCCAUGCUUGGAGUUCAACCAUUGGAAUCUUCAUCAAGCAAAGGAGGGAGAAAAAAGAAAAAGAGGUAUCUCAUGGAAGGGUUUAAACAUCUGUUUUUUCACAGCUGCAGGGAAGCACAGUGGUGGGAAAGGUUUUUGAGGUCUGUUUGGAGAGGAGCAGGAUUUUCAGGAGAGGCUGCUCUGGGAGCUGAACGCUGUGGACACGGCCAGUGCCCGAGCAUGGAGCCCCCCUCCUCCAUCCUGCCUCUCCUCCCUCCAGCACCUGCCCCUCGAGGACAAGGUCAUAUGUGUGGGGUGCUGCUUGUGAUGCUUCAAGCCACGGAGCAAGCAAACUGCUCUGCUUUCUUGCUGGCCAGUUUAGCGCAUUACCUGUCCCUAAGACACAUCUCAGCCGUGCUUGUAAAUCAUUUAGCAGCAUCCCACAGCAAGCUCUGGCAAAUAGGUUAAUAAAUGAUAUUGUAUAGCUCUGCUUUUCUCAGGCCCGUUAGCUUUGUUUUCUGGCCUCCACAGCCCUGCUACCUCAGUGCCCUGCUUAAAUCUUGGGGAGUAAAGGGGUCCUUUGGUCCCCCAGAUCAGGCCUCAGUUAAGCAGCAUGGGGAAGAAGUUCUCAAGGAAGGGGCAGGAAAGAAACAGGCAGCUGGUGCUCACCCUUGGCAUUAGGAAGUCUGCUGGAACCAUGGUGCUUCGCAGCUUCCCUGUUUGCUACACGUGUGCACCGUUGUUUUUACCAGGGCUGUUUCUAGCUAUAAAGAAGGAGCAGGAGACGGGACUGCUCAUCAUCCACGGUGUGGAUGGUUUAUCUAUUGCUCCCUAGAAGGGAAAAGGUAUAAAGACACUUCCUGGCAGUUGUUUUUAUAACAAGAACUUAUUAUUACCCUAAACCUACUCAGAAAAAUGGAGAAUGAUGACACCUCUGUAAGAUUUUAGGGGAGGAUCUUAUUACCUUUCUUUAAGAACAACCCUGUACCCAUCUGUAGGACAUGACUGUAAGGCGUGGGACAGCCCAUUAAAUCUACAGUUGAGAAACAACCGCGGCCUGCUAGAAUGGAUUUCAGAAACAAGGAAGCUGGGACAGAGACAGAAAAUAGGUUAAAAUGUAAAAAGAACUUGGCUUACGGGUACUGCUCACCCUGCGCAUCGCUGUCCUUUGUUUUAGAAGCUGGGCAAUAAAAAUCAGUUGCUCCCACCAGAGUUUUGGGUUGCUCCUUCUGCCCUGUGCAGCCUGGACCCCCAGCCCACCUUUCCCUGCACCCCCAGCUCCCCGGCAGCUCUCACCGCUCCAUGGAGCUGCUGGGCUGGCUUCCCUCUCACACAGCUGCUUGCCAGCUCCCUCUGUGCCCUCACUGUCUCAGCAACUGGAAAGACUCACCAAGAUCCCUGAAUGCUGCUGAAAACAACCACAUUCUUGGUUAGCUGCCCAAAGAAACGCAUUAGAUCAACAAGAGAGCACACUGUAAGGUUUGCUUUUGCUCCUGGUUACCCUGUGCUGAGGAAGCUGUCAGCUACAGGGAGCCCACAUGCUGCUCUGGCACGUUCCAUUAAAAAAAGGGAUAACCUUUCUGGUUAUAAAGAAUUCUUUCUUUCCCUUCCCAAAGCUCUGCACCUUGGGAAGAGCAAGAACCACCACUCACUACAGCAUUUAAGCAUGGCAGUCUACAUGCAUGAUUUGGUAAGAGGGUUAAAAAACCCAGCAGCAUCAAAUACAGACUGCGCACACAGCCCUCGGAGAAAUGCCCCUUACGGGUCACGCCUACAGCACACAGGCAAACUUGCAAUCACUGUUAGCUCCUGAAAGCAUGUGGAGACACAGGCAAAGCCUGGCCCAGGUCAGCUUUACCUUGAGCAUAUCCCAGAACAGACACACAGUCCCACACCAACAGGGAUCAGCAUACAGCCACACCACCCGAUCUCCAGGAGCUGCCACCUCCGGCAUUCAGGACUACACUGGGAAAACAAUAUUGAAAAGGAGAAACAAGAACUUAGGAACU